AUGCUGAGCGGCAUUUGGUUCCUCAGUGUGUUAACCGUGGCCGGGAUCUUACAGACGGAGAGUCGCAAAACUGCCAAAGACAUUUGCAAGAUCCGCUGCCUGUGCGAAGAGAAGGAAAACGUACUGAACAUUAACUGUGAAAACAAAGGAUUUACAACUGUCAGCCUGCUCCAGCCCCCCCAGUAUCGAAUCUAUCAGCUUUUUCUCAAUGGAAACCUCCUGACUAGACUGUACCCAAACGAAUUUGUCAAUUACUCCAACGCAGUGACUCUUCACCUUGGUAACAACGGGUUGCAAGAGAUCCGGACUGGGGCAUUCAGCGGCCUGAAAACUCUCAAGAGACUGCACCUCAACAACAACAAACUUGAGGUAUUGAGGGAGGACACCUUCCUGGGCCUGGAGAGCCUGGAGUACCUCCAGGCAGACUACAAUUACAUUAGUGCCAUUGAGGCAGGGGCAUUCAGCAAACUUAAUAAGCUCAAAGUGCUCAUCCUGAAUGACAACCUUCUGCUGUCCCUGCCCAGCAAUGUGUUUCGCUUUGUCCUGCUGACCCACUUAGACCUCAGGGGGAACAGGCUGAAAGUCAUGCCUUUUGCUGGUGUCCUUGAACACAUCGGAGGGAUCAUGGAGAUUCAGCUGGAGGAAAACCCCUGGAAUUGCACUUGUGACUUACUUCCCCUCAAGGCUUGGCUGGACACCAUAACUGUUUUCGUGGGGGAGAUUGUCUGUGAAACUCCCUUCAGGUUGCACGGGAAGGAUGUGACCCAACUGACCAGACAAGACCUCUGUCCCAGGAAGAGUGCUGGUGACUCCAGUCAGAGGGGCAGCCAUGCUGACACACACGUCCAAAGGCUGUCACCUACAAUGAAUCCUGCGCUCAGCCCAACCAGGGCCCCAAAAGCCAGCCGGCCACCCAAAAUGAGAAACCGUCCAACUCCCCGAGUGACUGUGUCCAAGGACAGGCAGAGCUUUGGACCGAUCAUGGUGUACCAGACCAAGUCUCCUGUGCCCCUCACUUGUCCCAGUAGCUGUGUCUGCACCUCUCAGAGCUCAGACAACGGUCUAAAUGUGAACUGCCAAGAAAGGAAGUUCACCAAUAUCUCCGACCUGCAGCCCAAACCUACCAGUCCAAAGAAACUCUACCUAACAGGGAACUAUCUUCAAACUGUGUAUAAGAAUGACCUCUCAGAAUACAGUUCUUUGGAUCUGUUGCAUUUAGGAAACAAUAGGAUUGCGGUCAUUCAGGAAGGUGCCUUCACAAACCUAACCAGUUUACGCAGACUGUAUCUGAAUGGCAAUUACCUUGAAGUACUGUAUCCUUCUAUGUUUGAUGGACUGCAGAGCUUGCAGUAUCUCUAUUUAGAGUAUAAUGUCAUUAAGGAAAUUAAGCCACUGACCUUUGAUGCUUUGAUUAACCUACAGCUACUCUUUCUGAAUAACAACCUCCUGCGGUCCUUACCUGAUAAUAUAUUUGGGGGCACAGCCCUCACCAGGCUGAAUCUGAGAAACAAUCAUUUUUCCCACCUGCCUGUGAAAGGGGUUCUGGAUCAGCUUCCAGCUUUUAUCCAGAUAGAUCUGCAAGAGAACCCAUGGGACUGCACCUGUGAUAUCAUGGGGCUGAAGGACUGGACAGAACAUGCCAGUUCCCCUGUCAUCAUCAAUGAGGUGACUUGUGAGUCUCCUGCUAAGCAUGCAGGGGAGAUCCUGAAGUUUCUAGGGAGAGAGGCUAUUUGUCCAGAUAGUCCAGACUUGUCAGAUGGGACGGGUUUGUCGGUGAAUCACAACACAGACACACCUCGGUCACUUAGUGUGUCUCCUAGUUCUUAUCCUGAACUCCACACUGAAGUUCCACUUUCUGUCUUAAUUUUAGGAUUGCUCGUUGUUUUUAUCCUGUCUGUCUGUUUUGGGGCCGGUUUAUUCGUCUUCGUACUGAAACGCAGAAAGGGAGUGCCAACUGUUCCCAGGAGUGGCAACAACUUAGAUGUCAGUUCCUUCCAGUUACAGUAUGGGUCUUACAACACAGAGACUCAUGAUAAAACCGAUGGCCAUGUCUAUAACUAUAUCCCCCCACCCGUGGGUCAGAUGUGCCAAAACCCUAUCUACAUGCAGAAGGAAGGAGACCCGGUAGCCUAUUACCGAAACCUGCAAGAGUUCAACUACGGCAACCUGGAGGAGAAAAAAGAAGAGCCAGCCACACUUGCUUACACGAUAAGUGCCACUGAGUUGCUGGAAAAGCAGGCUGCACCCAGAGAGCCCGAGGUGCUGUAUCAGAAUAUUGCUGAGCGAGUCAAGGAACUCCCCAGUGCAGGCCUAGUCCACUAUAACUUUUGUACCUUACCUAAAAGGCAGUUUGCCCCUUCCUAUGAAUCUCGACGCCAAAACCAAGACAGAAUCAAUAAAACCGUUUUAUAUGGAACUCCCAGGAAAUGCUUUGUGGGACAGUCAAAACCCGACCACCCUUUACUGCAAGCUAAGCCGCAAUCAGAACCAGACUACCUCGAAGUUCUGGAAAAACAAACUGCAAUCAGUCAGCUGUGA
Messenger RNA from Lepus europaeus (European hare), 2538 nucleotides. It is a transcript of the gene SLITRK2, whose product is annotated as SLIT and NTRK like family member 2. Gene Ontology annotation, molecular function: protein binding. Gene Ontology annotation, biological process: regulation of presynapse assembly; positive regulation of synapse assembly; axonogenesis. The record is from RefSeq and is a predicted model, not a curated record. NCBI's taxonomy places the organism in Eukaryota, Metazoa, Chordata, Mammalia, Lagomorpha, Leporidae. Gene Ontology annotation, cellular component: membrane; glutamatergic synapse. The coding region runs from base 1 to 2538 and encodes 845 amino acids. The transcript has a single exon.